CUUUCAUCCAAUGGUGCAAGAGCAAGACGCACCCAACGCACUUGCCUCCGACGCCGAUCACCCCGCUCCGCCGCCCCGCCUCCUUUCUAAGCACCGCCCGCGUCGCCGCGCCGCUGCCCCUCGCCCGCCCCUGCCACCACCUGCGCCACCACUGCCCGCGCGUCGCCUGCCCGAUCUCAGCCAGUGCCACUGCUGCGGCUUCCGCUUCCGAACGCCCCAGCCGGGGGCCAGGCCCAAGCGCCGCCCGCUCUGUCCACUCAGUUCCCUAUGGCGCGUCGUCCUCCUCUGCGCCGAAUGCCUCUCCCUGGUCCGCUGUGGCGCUGUAUGCUCUUACUGCCUCUCCCUCGACAACCUGCCGCCCGAGGAUUCCGCCGUCGUCUGUCGCCGCUGCAACCGCUAUGUCCAUCGAUCCUGUAUCCCUGCCGAACACCGCACGGCCGUGAUCCAGCCGGUCGAUGUGGAGGAUUUCCUCUGCGUCGAUUGCCGUCCCACCGUGAGAUCGAAGAACGGGGGCUUCAAUUUGGGGCUGAAUCUGGAUGCUUGCAUCUGGGAUCGUACAUCCGUUGCCAGGGAGAACGCUCUGAGGAAGGCUGUGGAGGUGAAGCCCGCUUCUAAGCGGGGGAACGACGCUGUUGGCGGCAGUGGGUUGGUCGGAAGGGGCAGUGAUGUUCCAGUUCUGCCGGACGAAGAGUUAGCUUUGCAGCUGCACCUGGCAAUGAAUGGAUCACAGAGGAUUUCACGUUCAGGUGGUGCCUCUGCCGAUCCAGCCAAGGGGAAGAAUGAUGGGGUUGCUAGUAGGAUUUGCAACACAAAUCAGGAUAUUUGCGUAACAAAUAUGAUGGCUCAGCUUGAUGAAGAAGAACCAGGUUGCAACAGGGUAUUAAAGGGCCUUAGGAAUUCUGAUUCCUCUGUCACAGUGGUUCUUGCGCUGGAAUGUGUGAAAGGUAAACGCACUGAGGAAAGCAUGAAAGCUAAAGGAAAAGGUCCUCAUGUGAUUACACAGAAGGAUGAUUUGGUGGAUCCCUAUAAGAAGUAUAGUAAAAGGAGUUCAAGCAAAUUAGCAAAAGAUGAAUAUGUUGCAAGCCCGAAAAUGUAUGAUGGGAUGGACAUAGAAGAUGCUGAUCAUGAUGGUAAUGGGGUAGCUCCUAUGAAAUAGACUGCUUAUACCAUUCUGAGGUUAUUGUUGGCAACAGGAGAUGACAAUGAAGCUUCAAACUGGAAAAUGAACGUAGUAACUUCUGUUUGUGACAAUACAGAAUCAGCAGCAGCAGCACUUCCAAAACAGCCCACCACUCACCAGCCAUGUAGUUGCUGGGUUUUCCUGCUUGCAUGCUGCAACAGCUUCACAUUAUUGAAGAAACCGAUGAGGCUUCUGUGGAAUUAUGAGCUGAGAUGAACCUGGCAAGCAUUGGAAUCUGGUUUCAGAAUGCUCUAAUUUUGAAGAUUAACUUGUGUUCCAUUUUAAGCGUGUAGUAAGUUGCAAGGAAGCCCUUUACUUCUGUUCAUAGGUUGCAAUCAGUUUUGUGUGCUCCAAAGGUAAUAUUUGAUUGCCACAGUUGCAGGGAUUCAAUAAAUCCACGAGUUAGAAAUGACCAUUUGAUGAUGAAUAAGAAUGAAUGUCUGCCUUGUGCUAUUGGAUAUGGAUACCAAUAACAGACACAUUGUCAUGUAUGCGGGUUUAAUCCCAUAACAAUGAAACAAAUAUGUUGGACAUGC
Messenger RNA from Zea mays, 1716 nucleotides. RefSeq lists its product as uncharacterized. The transcript is spliced from 2 exons. NCBI's taxonomy places the organism in Eukaryota, Viridiplantae, Streptophyta, Magnoliopsida, Poales, Poaceae. The record is from RefSeq and is marked provisional. The coding region runs from base 11 to 1156 and encodes 381 amino acids.